AUGUCUUUUGCUAUACGUCCUGAGGUUUUGAAAGGUAAACGUUUCACUCAAGCUGCUGAUAUUAACAGUUUUGGAAUUAUUAUGAUAGAAAUAUUAACAGGCAGAGGGCCUUUCGACGGUUAUAAUUUUGAUGCUGAAUUAGCAGCAAUGAUCUAUCAUGGAUUACGACCUGGGUUUAUUAUAAGAACACCAAGAUGGUAUGUUCAAUUGUGCAAACGAU
This is a messenger RNA of Racocetra fulgida, 220 nucleotides long. The record is from the annotation of a GenBank genome assembly. NCBI's taxonomy places the organism in Eukaryota, Fungi, Glomeromycota, Glomeromycetes, Diversisporales, Gigasporaceae.